AUGCACAUCCAUAUCGCCAUCCUCGACCUUGACAUCCCCGUCUCAACCGUCUACGCUGCCCGUGGUCUCUACAGCUCCCAAUUCACCAAUCUCCUUGGCGCCGCCGCAGCACGCCUGUCUCAGACCCUCGGCAAAGGUAGAGAAAUAACAAUCAGCACCUCCUCCUACGAUGUCGUCGGUGGUAUCUUUCCCCCAUUACAUCUCCUUCGUCCAUCACCACCCCUAGCUCGCAAUAGAGAAAGCCCAGGAGAGCGCAGAAGUAUAGACGCCAUCCUCCUAACCGGCUCCUCCGCCUCAGUCUACCGUCCAGAUCAAUACCCAUGGAUCUCGCCCCUGCUGUCUUUCGUGACCGAUGUGUAUACAAACUGCUCGCACAUUAAGCUCUUCGGCUCGUGUUUCGGGCAUCAGGUCCUCGCGCAGGCAUUGGUUCCCAGGUGUGUUGUGGAGGCUUGUCCUGCGGGGUAUGAGGUGGGGGUUGGUGCUGUUGCGCUCUCGCGCGAGUUUAUGGCGAGGUUUCGGGCUCCUUUGCUAGCUUCCCUGAUGUCGGAGGCAGAGGUAGAGGAGAAAAGGGUGAUGAGGCUACAGCUUAUUCAUGGGGAUUGGGUUGUUGCUGAGCGCGAGCUGCCGGAUGACUGGAUCAAUGUCGGUUCGACGACGCGGUGUCCCGUGCAGGGAUUAUACCGCCCUGGACGGGUACUAACCUUCCAGGGACACUUUGAGUUUGAUCCGACUGUGAACCGGGAAACGUGUCUAAAGUUUGGGAGGAGGUGGGGCUGGGAUGGGGAGUUAGUAGAAGGAUAUUUGAGGGAGAUUGAGGUGAAGCAUGGGGAGGAUGAUUCAGAAGUUGCGGCGGAGAUGGUAGUUUUGUUUUUUGCCGGGGAAGAUAUGAGAGUGGGACAUGCUGGUGGUGAAAUUGUUGAUAAGGCCAUGAAGAUGAAGGUGAAAGGCUGCUAA
Aspergillus clavatus NRRL 1 is the source of this 954-nucleotide messenger RNA. RefSeq names its product type 1 glutamine amidotransferase. Gene Ontology annotation, cellular component: cytosol; nucleus. The record is from RefSeq and is a predicted model, not a curated record. Lineage: Eukaryota; Fungi; Ascomycota; Eurotiomycetes; Eurotiales; Aspergillaceae. The transcript has a single exon. Bases 1 to 954 code for a protein of 317 amino acids.